Striga asiatica is the source of this 1265-nucleotide messenger RNA. The record is from the annotation of a GenBank genome assembly. NCBI's taxonomy places the organism in Eukaryota, Viridiplantae, Streptophyta, Magnoliopsida, Lamiales, Orobanchaceae.
UCUCUCUCUCUCUCUCUCUCGUCCCUUUCUUACCUGUAAAAAAGAUUCUAACUGUUCCUCACAUUGCACAUUCACUUGAAAAGUCGAAAAGUUCCGAUCUUGACGAAAAAAAUAAAAAAAAAACAAGAUUCAAAGAGAAAAAAAGAUGGGUAAAGCUACACGGUGGUUUAAGGGCCUGCUCGGAAUGAAAAAAGAUAAAGAGAAUGUCGACAGCAACUCGGAUUACGGCGAGAAAAAGGAGAGAAACAGGUGGUGUUUUGCUAAGGCCGCUAAACACUCCGGCGGGCCGGCUCAGAUUCCGGUGAACGUACCACCGUCAGCGGAUGAGCAGAACAAGCACGCGAUUGCGGUGGCCGCCGCCACGGCCGCCGCCACGGCCGCCGCCGCGGACGCCGCGAUCGCCGCAGCCCAGGCUGCGGUGGCGGUGGUCAGACUCACCAGUCAAGGCAAAGGGGUUUCGUUCUCCGGCGGCGGCGGCGGCCGGGAGAGAUCGGCCGCCGUGAUGAUUCAGACUCUGUUCAGAGGCUAUUUGGAAAGGUUCGAUGAAAACCGGCCCGAAUUCCACAGCAAAAGGCUGUCGCCAUCUUACGACCCGUUGGACCUCAGCCCGAAAAUAGUCGAGAUCGACACUUACGGGCCCAAGUCAAGAUCUCGAAGGAUCGUCAACCCUUGCACGCCCGAAUUCGAGGAAGACCAAUACUACUCGUCACCCAUCCCUUGCGCGGCCCGAUUAUCGAUACCCGAUUAUCGUCAUCUCCGAGACUAUGAAUGGGAUUUUAUGGCCGAGGAUUAUAAAUUUCCCACGGCCCAAAACACCCCAAGGUUGGGAUGUUCGGGCCGGGCCUAUGGCCCGAUUUUCACACCUACCAAGAGUGUGUGUGGGGAUAUGAGCUACUUGAGGCCUUACUCGAAUUGGCCCGGUUACAUGGCGAAUACGGAGUCGUUUAAUGCGAAGGUGAGGUCGCAUAGCGCGCCAAGGCAGAGGCCCGAUUUGGGCUCGAAGAGGAGGCUCUCGUUGAACGAGGUUAUGGCGUCGAGAAGUAGCUUUAGUGGUGUGAGGAUGCAAAGGUUGUCUUGUUCAAGAGCUCAAGAUCAAGAUUUUGGAUUUUCUAAGUGUGGAGGUUUAAUUUGAUGUUUGUUUGUUUGUUUGUUUACUUAGGUUGAUUGUUGUGUUAGGCUUUGGAUUUGAGAUGAUGAUAUAGCUUUGUCUAUAGAGAAGAUUGAAACUAACACAAGAAACCAUCNAUGCAUGUGUAAAUUUCUUU